Molecule: messenger RNA, 3619 nt
Organism: Tyto alba (common barn owl)
Lineage: Eukaryota; Metazoa; Chordata; Aves; Strigiformes; Tytonidae
Gene: HS6ST2
Product: heparan sulfate 6-O-sulfotransferase 2
Exons: 3
Coding region: 104-1387 (427 amino acids)
Cellular component (GO): membrane
Molecular function (GO): heparan sulfate 6-sulfotransferase activity
Source: RefSeq, a predicted model, not a curated record
GGAAGGGCCGGCUGAGGGGGAGGCGGCGGGGCGAUGGCGGCGGAGCGCGGCCGGGCCGGCCCCCCGCGGUGAGCGGCGGCGAUGCGCGGUGCUCCCGGCGACGAUGGAGGACCGGUCCCACAAGGUGCUUCUGGCUCUGGUGAUGCUCUUCCUCUUCGCCGUGAUCGUGCUGCAGUACGUCUGCCCGGGCACCGAGUGCCAGCUCCUGCGGCUCCGCGCCCUCAGCCCCGCCGCUGCCGCCGACCCGUACCGGGCGGAGGACGAGACGCCGGCGCGGUUCGUUCCCCGCUUCAAUUUCUCCGCCGGCGACUUGCUGCGGCGGGUGGACUUCAACAUCAAGGGGGACGACCUGAUCGUCUUCCUGCACAUCCAGAAGACGGGCGGCACCACCUUCGGCCGGCACCUGGUCCGCAACAUCCAGCUGGAGCAGCCCUGCGAGUGCCGCGCCGGGCAGAAGAAGUGUACCUGCCACCGGCCCGGCAAGCGGGAGACCUGGCUCUUCUCCCGCUUCUCCACCGGCUGGAGCUGCGGGCUGCACGCCGACUGGACCGAGCUCACCAACUGCGUCCCCUCCGUGGUGGACAGCAAGAAGGAGGUGCGGCUCCGGCCCUCCAGUCCUGUAUCAGGUGAAGGCAGGAGGAAUAAAACGGGAUUUGCAUGGGCUUCUCCGAGAUCCUCGUUUCGGAAUUUCUACUAUAUCACCAUCCUGCGUGACCCCGUCUCCCGGUACCUGAGCGAAUGGCGCCACGUCCAGCGAGGAGCCACGUGGAAGGCGUCCCUGCACGUCUGCGACGGGCGGUCCCCCACCACCGAGGAGCUGCCCAGCUGCUACGCGGGGGACGACUGGUCGGGCUGUUCCCUGCAGGAGUUCAUGGAUUGCCCCUACAACCUCGCCAACAACCGCCAGGUCCGCAUGCUGUCCGACCUCAGCUUGGUGGGAUGCUACAACCUGUCGGUCAUGCCCGAGGAGCAGAGAAAUAAGGUUCUGCUGGACAGUGCCAAGGAGAACCUGAAGCGGAUGGCCUUCUUCGGCCUGACCGAAUUUCAGCGGAAGACUCAGUAUCUCUUUGAGAAGACUUUCAACAUGAACUUCAUCUCGCCGUUCACGCAGUACAAUAGCACAAGGGCCUCCAGCGUGGAGAUAGACAGGCAGACUCAGCAGCGCAUCGAGGCCCUCAAUUUUUUAGACAUGGAGUUGUACGAUUAUGCAAAAGACCUGUUCUUGCAGCGCUACCAGUACAUGCGGCAGAAGGAGCACCAGGAAGCGCGGCGGAAACGCCAGGAGCAGCGCAAGAUCCUGAGGGCGAAGCAGGCGCGGCGGAGGGAGCGGGGCGAGAACGGCUCCAGCACCGACUACACGGGGAACGUGGAGCGGUGGCGGCGGUAGUGGCGGGGGGCGCGCCGGGCACCCCCCACGCCGAGCAGGCCCCGCAGACGGGAGGCGGCGGAGCAGCCCCCCCCCCCCCCCCCCAGUCACGCUUCUCAAGGGUUCGGAGCAAAAAGAGGUGAAAACGUUGCCUUUGCAGUUGCCUUUGCAGUAAACGUCGUACCGUACGUGGAACACUCAAGCUGAGCGUGCGAUUAAAUUGUCCUUUUUAGGUUGGUUGGGUUAUUUGUGAAAUACGGGAGCCGAGGAGGCUCAUGGGAAAUGGUGGCUUGGACGUUUAUUUAAAAGGGAAAAAAAAAAAAAAAAAAGAAAAAAAAAAUCCGUAAAUUAGUUCUGAGUACAAAAUGGGAUGCUGGAAAAUGUUUAUGAUGCUCAGCUGAAAUCUAUCUGGGAAGCAAACUCAUUUCCUAAUAAUGAGCGUUUAGCAUACUCUCACAAUACAGUAUAGGAGCAAAACCUUUUCCCUUUGAUUUUAUCUUAAUUUUAUUUUAAUAAUGCGUUUCCAAGGGCACCAACUGCUUACGAUAUUUACCAAGUUAAUGAAUGGGCGAUGAAGGGAACAAUAAAGGUCUAGAAGAAAUAUUGACUAGUUUUAUGUAUAAUAUUGGCUUUUAAAAGGAAUAGAAGUAAUUUCUCUAGUUAUAUAAAUAUUUAAAAUUUUAAACUUUUUCUACCUACUGCUGUUUAGAGUUUUAAGCUUGGUCUGUCUCAUAUUAAAAAAAAAGACAAAAAAAAAAAAAAAAACAAAACCCAGACAUCCAUACUUUUCUGAACUCAAUGCCAAUGUUAAAGACACUGUUUCCAGAAUUUUUCAGGGCAAUAUGAUUUUAACCAUUCUGGAAAAGUUACAGCACAUCUUCAUGUUCCAUAAAGCCUUUUCCAAAUGAUAGUCAUGUGGCAGUGUCUAAUUUUAAGUCUUUCUUACCCAUUAGAAUCCAUAACGCUGAAUUUAUCAUUCCUUAAUAAUUGGUGGUAUAAACUAGAUGAAAUUAUGUUGCAGAUAUUUGUGUAGUGUCUUUAAAAAGUCAUAAAACUCUCUAAUCCCAGCAAUAUUACGACGAGAAUUGCUCAACGGAGGAAGUAGAUUUACACUUGAAUUAGGAUUUAAUUCCAGUAAAUCUUUGCUACACCAGAUAAGAACAGGGCUUUUUUUUUAUUUUUUUCUUCUUUUUUUUUUUUUUUUUUUUUUUUUUCCUGCGCUCUUGAGCGCUUCUUAGCGAUGACUAAAAACGAGGGGAACCAGUUUUUACCAUAGCCAUAGCGAGGCGGGAGGGGAGGCUGCGUGGGGCGGGGCAGCAGCCCGCUCCCCCAGCGGGCUUUGCCGGGGCGCGGGGCCGGGGCUGGGCCCCCCCGCAGCCCUUCGGCCUCGCCGAGACCGGCCGGGAGAGAGGGUGGGGGCGGGAGGUGCGAGGGGCUCCUAGAAAUCUCUAUGCAAAAAAAAAAAAAAAAAUUAAAAAAUAAAAAAAAAAUUUAAAAAUAAAAAAAAAUAUAUAUAUAAAAAAUAAAAUAAAAACCGCCAAACCUCUGCAAGGCUUGGGCUAUACGUUCAGCGGCACGCGGCGCUCCCGGGGCUCGCUUGCACCGUUGCCUGUAACAUUCUACCCAGCAAGAGGGCAGGGGGUCAUAAAACCAGGCAGAAGGCUUUAAAAACCUCCUACGGCUCCGCGCCCAAGUUAUCUGAAAGUUGGUUGACGUCUGAUGUUGUGUUGGAACCCGGGGGGGGCAGCAACGCUGCCGGGGGGGCAAGCGGAGAGCGAAGCAGCAGCGAGCCGAUACCCUGCGUUAGCAGCUUGGAAAAAGAGAAUAACUUCAUGUACAGCAAUUAAUUUUUUUUUUUUUUUUUUUUUUACAUGAGAACUGCCGUCGCCAACACGAUGUCUCGGUUGUAUUUUGGUUUUUACGGGGGGAAAUAAUUCGCUCUCAAAACUGAAAGGCACUGCUGUAAACAGGAUUUAACCGGGGGCGAGCUGGAGGGCCUGUUGCAGAAGGUGCAUUUUGUUUUUAUGCUGUGGUGUGCAUGGUUUACAGAGACUAGUUGCAUUUUCUUUGUGUAUACUGUUUAUUGUAUAUAGGGGAUGUACGAAUAUAAGGAUACCAUUUUGUCAUAACCAUAUCAAAUUCUACUGAUUUCCACUGUAGACGCUGUCUUAUUGUGUAGAUUUACAGGCCGAUCCACUGACUUUGAUUGUGUAAUUUAACAAUAGAACUGAUAAAUAAAAUUUAACUACAGUC